Messenger RNA from Aspergillus alliaceus, 234 nucleotides. RefSeq lists its product as uncharacterized. The record is from RefSeq and is a predicted model, not a curated record. NCBI's taxonomy places the organism in Eukaryota, Fungi, Ascomycota, Eurotiomycetes, Eurotiales, Aspergillaceae. The coding region runs from base 1 to 234 and encodes 77 amino acids. The transcript has 2 exons.
AUGUCCAGUGGAACCGACCCAAGGGCUUUUAAAAGUGCCCAGGUUAUCAAGAAUAUUCCCGGAGUUACUGGUUUCCCUACUUCAAGCACCAUGAACUACGAUGUCCAAGUUAAGGUGCCUUCCGGUAUGAAGUGCAGUGGAACCGUUGGUGCUGCUCUCAAUGUUUGCAUAGUUCGGGUGCGCAACAACGCCAUUUCGGGGCCCUUUGGUGGCUCGGCCGCUUUUACCAACUAA